AUGAGCCGAGAAAGGGAAACCCUAGACGUCUACGUCAGUGCGAUCAGUGUGGUUUCGGUGAUCGGUGCCCAAGACACUGCGGACUGUCCGAUAGUGCCGGCGCACCGGGUGACCCUGUUUACGUCGCAUUUCUUCGAUUUCGCGGCACGUUCGGGGCGUAAUAAGCGGACGUCGGCCGUCCCCCGUCCGUCGCGUCCGUCACCCGGGCGGGUCGUCCCGGGGAGUCCCGGGGAGUGCGGCCAUCCCGGGGUGUGGGGCCCGCUGGAGUUAAUGAAGUUUCCCCGGCCGCGAUUCCCACAGGUCGUCACAUGCGGCCGGAGUUUUGCGGGGGCACAUAUUGCGCACGUCGCGUACGAUCGUCAGAUAUUGCCCGGGCGUAAUGUUUUAAUAAGCGCAUCCCGCCGCCCUAGGAGCCGGUGCGCCGCUCGGACAACGUCCAUUACGGCGUCUAUUUAUUCUAAACUACAUGCAAUUCAAACUUGGCGCGCGUUGGACGGCCGUCCGGGCAGUCGCGCGUCCAAAUUAACAAACUUUUCGCGCGGACCAAUGUCUCCUUGCCACGGAAAGUUUGCACCGCACUGUUUCCCCUCCCUCCCCUCCCCC
Molecule: messenger RNA, 603 nt
Organism: Iphiclides podalirius (scarce swallowtail)
Lineage: Eukaryota; Metazoa; Arthropoda; Insecta; Lepidoptera; Papilionidae
Source: the annotation of a GenBank genome assembly